ACAUUGAGAAGCAUGCAGCAGAAACAACAUCACCUCUUAUUUCUUUAGACCGAAAAGAAGAAUAAAAAAGUAUUCAGUUUUCUCUGCAAACUUCAGAUUCCAAUUCGAAUUCAGAUUCGCGAAUUGAGAGAACAAGAAGAUGACGCGUUCCAAUGAGGAAACGAAGACGUACCAGGAAUGGUUCAAUUUGGCUGAUUCAGAUGGAGAUGGUCGUAUCAGCGGAAACGACGCUACGAAGUUCUUUGCUCUCUCCAAGUUGUCUCGCUCAGAACUCAAGCAACUCUGGUCUCUCGCCGAUACCAAACGACAAGGCUAUUUGGGAUUCUACGAGUUCGUUACUGCAAUGCAGCUGGUUUCGCUUGCACAAGCAGGGUACGAACUGAACUCAGAUAUACUUAAAACUGAGAUUGAUAAGGAAAAUGUUAAACCUCCUGUGAUGGAAGGACUUGAAGAUCUAGUCGCAAAAACAAAGAGAUUAAUAAUUAAUUCUCCUCCUGAAAUUAAUGGGCCCGCUCAGCCUCAGUCAAUUCCAAAAAACCCGUGGUUUACUUCAAAAUCAAAAUCUCUAAAGAGAUUACCUCUCAAUUCUGUAACAUCAAUAGUUGAUGGCUUGAAGAAAUUGUACGUUGAGAGAUUAAAGCCAUUAGAAGUCACUUAUCGGUAUAACGAUUUUGCAUCUCCAUUGUUGACCAACAGUGAUUUUGAUGCUAAACCCAUGGUCAUGCUUCUCGGUCAAUAUUCCACGGGAAAAACAACAUUUAUAAAGCAUUUGUUAAGAUGUGAUUAUCCAGGAGCACAUGUUGGACCAGAGCCCACAACUGAUAGAUUCGUUGUUGUCAUGUCCGGGCCUGAUGAGAGGAGUAUUCCUGGAAAUACCAUUGCUGUUGAUGCUGAUAUGCCUUUUGGUGGCCUAACGACAUUUGGAGGGUCAUUUUUAUCGAAGUUCCAAUGUUCUCAAAUGCCGCAUCCUCUACUGGAUGAAGUAACAUUUGUGGAUACUCCUGGUGUCCUAUCUGGAGAGAAGCAAAGGACUCAACGAAGCUAUGAUUUCACCGGUGUUGUUUCUUGGUUUGCUGAAAAAUGUGAUCUCAUUCUUCUCCUAUUUGAUCCUCAUAAACUUGAUAUUAGUGACGAGUUCAAACGUGUGAUUUCAUCUCUACGUGGUAAUGAAGACAAGAUCCGUGUGGUUUUAAAUAAGGCAGAUCAAGUUGAUACUCAACAACUUAUGAGAGUUUAUGGAGCGUUGAUGUGGUCAUUGGGGAAAGUGCUAAACACUCCUGAAGUUUCACGUGUAUAUAUUGGCUCGUUUAAUGAUAAGCCUAUCGAUGAAAGCUUUGCUGGUCCUUUAGGGAGGGAUCUCUUUGAGAAGGAACAAAAUGAUUUGCUUGCAGAUUUGGUAGAUAUUCCAAAGAAGGCUUGCGAUCGCAAGAUAAAUGAAUUUGUCAAACGUGCUAGAUCUGCUAAAAUUCAUGCAUACAUAAUUAGUCAUCUCAAGAAGGAGAUGCCUGCAAUCAUGGGCAAAGCCAAGGCUCAACAAAGGCUCAUUGAUAAACUUGAUGAGGAAUUUGCAAAGGUUCAACGAGAGUAUCAUCUACCUUCUGGAGAUUUUCCUAACGCUGAUCACUUCAGAGAAGUUUUAAGUAGUUAUAACAUUGAUAAAUUUGAAAAACUGAAGUCUAGAAUGAUUCAAGCUGUAGAUGAUAUGCUUGGAUAUGAAAUUCCAGAGCUUUUAAAAAAAUUCAGAAAUCCUUAUGAUUAAUUAUUUUCUUUUCUUUAAAAGCUCUGAAUUUAGAUAAACAAGCACAUUAUUUUAGGCUUUCGUCUUCAAGAAUCCCUAAUGUUUGGGGAUUUAUUAAUUGCCAUUGUCAUAUAUGCUUCUUCUUGAGCGUGAGAUUCUAAUGUUUU
Molecule: messenger RNA, 1905 nt
Organism: Arachis duranensis
Lineage: Eukaryota; Viridiplantae; Streptophyta; Magnoliopsida; Fabales; Fabaceae
Product: EH domain-containing protein 2
Exons: 15
Coding region: 140-1759 (539 amino acids)
Biological process (GO): endosomal transport; endocytosis
Cellular component (GO): plasma membrane; intracellular membrane-bounded organelle; cytoplasm
Molecular function (GO): protein binding; GTP binding; calcium ion binding
Source: RefSeq, a predicted model, not a curated record